UGACAGCCAGCGGUGCUAUGAAUGACGUAGAAAUUUAGUCAAUCAGUCGUCAAAAUGGCGUUAAUGAUGUCGUUUGUGUCGGUCGCCGUGUCUAUACUUUACACGCCGUUCCUUCUUCUCAUUCUGUGCAUAAUAUUCCUGGCUUCUAUCGGCAAAUCCUUGGGCGUGCGUCGGCUAUAUGUGAACAUACUACUCAAACUUUUCGAGUAUGGCCGCCAGCACAUCGAAGUGGCAAAGAAGCUGCAGCGCAACGACAGCUCGGACGACGAGGAGCCCCCCGUGCCGGACGACAAGCCCCCGUCCGCCAUCUUUAAAGAGAACGGCAUCAACGGCACGAAGAUGACAGUGAUAGAGCGGGAAGAGAUACUUGGGCCGUCGCCGGAGCUCAACUAUAAAAGAAGCACGAGCCAGGAGAGGGUUUCCAACGGCGUGCGGCCCGAUAACACGGGGAAGGGGGAGGGGACGAAAGAGAACAACCUGGAGUUCCACCUCCACCACUGCAUGGACCUGGUCAAGGCCGGCAUGGAGUCCAUCAUAGAGGACCAGGUCACCUCCGUCUUCGAGGCCGAGGAGCUGAGGAGCUGGAACCUGCUCACCAGGACCAACAUGCAGUACGAAUUCCUAUCAUGGCGCCUCACCAUCAUCUGGAUGAUGGGGUUUGUGGUCCGCUACUUCUUUCUGCUGCCGCUACGGAUCAUGAUCUUCGUCAUCGGGGUAUGGUGGCUGGUGCUAUGCACGGCGUGCGUUGGCACGCUUCCCGACGGCCGGCUCAAACAGCGCGUCAACUACGGCGUCAGUAUCAUGUGCUUCAACUUCCUCUCUCGCUGCAUCAGCGCGGUCAUCACCUACCAUGAUGAUGACAACAAGCCGAGGAGCGGCAUCUGCGUCGCCAAUCACACCAGCCCUAUUGACGCGUUGGUGCUGAUGUGCGACAAUACAUAUUCACUGAUAGGACAGCGGCACGGUGGUUUCCUAGGCCUCCUGCAGAGGGCGCUGGCUCGCGCCUCCCCCCACAUCUGGUUCGAGAGGUCGGAGGUCAAGGACCGCCACGCCGUGGCCAGGAGACUAAAAGAGCACAUAUCAGUCCCCGACAACCCCCCGAUCCUGAUCUUCCCGGAGGGGACCUGCAUCAACAACACCUCCGUGAUGCAGUUCAAGAAGGGCAGCUUCGAGGUCGGCGGCUGGAUCUACCCCGUCGCCAUUAAAUACGACCCCCGCUUCGGCGACGCGUUCUGGAACAGCUCCCGCUACGGCAUGCUGCACUACCUCCUCAACAUGAUGUCGUCGUGGGCCAUCGUCUGCGACGUCUGGUACCUGCCCCCCAUGCGGAGGGGGGAGAGGGAGGACGCCGUGGCCUUCGCCAACCGGGUCAAGGCCUGCGUGGCGGCGAGGGGCGGGCUUAUAGACCUGCAGUGGGACGGCCAACUAAAACGUAUGAAGGCGAAGAAGGAAUGGCGGGAAUUGCAGCAAGAAGAGUUCAGCAAACGGUUAAAAGGCGAAUGAGAACACCUGGUUAAAGUGUAAAAAUACCUGGUAAAUAACAGGUUAAAAAACCUGGUGAAUAACAGGUAAAAUACCUGGUUAAUACUAGCCGAUACCUAGAACAGAGAAAUGUACUGAGUGUUAAUACUUGUGACUGAAAAGUGAGUGAGCUAUGAUUAUGAUAUGACUAGUACCAUUUAGUAGUGGGCCAUACUAAAAGUUUCCGGAUUCUGAUAUAUGAGAAGACUUAUUUUUUCUAAGUGGCCGGUUCCAGGAAUUUUCAGUAUGCCCCAAGUAUACGUUUUGUAUGGAAUACCUGUUAGUAUUUUAUUAGUUACGCUUUGAGCGUAUUGUGUAUAUUUGAAGCCAUAUUGCUUAGGUAGUAUGUUUUUUUUUUAAUAGACUAUAGGCCAAAGAUAUGGAGCAAUCUUUUCUAGCGAUGGCGCCAUAACCUUCAGCCUACUCUCGAGUAGAUGGCGUUAAUAUUAAUAUUUAACAAGUUGACACAUAUCAGUGAAAGAAUAAGGAUCAAAGUCAAAUGGCGUUCUAACAGUUUUAAUCAUCUGGCGAAAGAUGGCAGUAAAUGUACUGUAGCUACAUAAUUUACCAUGACUGUAACUCUCUAUUUCAUAUUCUCUGCCGUUAUAUACGUUACUACUAACGCCAUCUGUUGGCGAGUAGUUUACAAUAUUAAAAUGACAAGACUACCGAAGCAACAUGGCGAAUGAACAGGGCCUAAAUGUAACAUAAGGAUAGUUUGUGUAGGCAAUACCAGAAGCGGCUAAGGGUGGUAUCCAGUAUGUAUUGCGUCUCACAUUUUUCUUUAAUGAGAGAGUGAGACGCACUGACAUUGGACAGGCAAUGUCACCCUAAUUUGCUAAACGUAAUUCAAGACCAAAAAAAGUAAGACAAUGUUGCCACUGCAAUAAUUUGUUUGUAAAAUAGUAAAUUCCUUGUGAUGAAUAAUCACGCUAAGAUAAUUUAUUUAUUAGUAAUUUUACUCCUACGAUUUAAAAAAGUACUUUUAUUUAUUUAUUUUUACAUAAAUACAAGACGCUCUAGUAAAAAAGUGGCAACAUUUUCAUUUUUUUUUUUGGUCUUGAAUUACGUUUUCCAGUAUAAAAGGUUCAAAAUUAUUUUAGGAGUCUCUAGGGGUCUCGUACAAUCGAAGUGUAUGGCUAUAUGCUUUCAUUUUAAAACGGCAUAACCGAAAGAACCUUUGACCCUGUUUUUACUGUCAAUUUUUACCAGUAACAUUUAUUUGAAACUAUUAAUCUUUCUGAAGUACUUUGAUAAUGGUUGAAAUUAUACUCUGUAUCUUUAGGUAUAUAAAUAAAAGUAAACAAAAUCUACCCUCAAAUGGCUCCUUAAGCCAGUUGAGGGUAGAUGAAAACAUUACACGAUCAAAUAAUGUAGGUUAAAGUCAGGUCGUUCAGUGACUGAUCCAGGCGGUUUUGUAUUUGGUUGGUUAACCAAUAAAUGUUAUAAGUUUAUAACUACCCGAAAAUGUUUGUUUACUUUUAUGUAAAAAUCUAAAGAUACAGACUUUAUAUACGCAGCGGAUAGUUGUUUGGCCGGAUACCGGAUGUUCGGUCUGAACAUCGGCCGAAUAUUCGGCCGGCGGAACUAUACAUACAUUUCGGUUUUUCAGGUGAGCAUUCUGCAGGUUAUGACCUGUUUCCUAGUGAACGUUCGCGCGGACCCAUUUCUAGGUUCGAAAUGAGUGCGCGUGCAAGUGAGUGGAAUGUUUAAAUUGUUUUAAAAUAAUAAACAAGUACGAUUAUCACCGUGACUGUUUCUUAAAUCCAAUUUUUUACUCCAAAAUCAAGCAAAGUUUCUAUCCGGUAUCCGGCCGGAUAGUAGGUCACUAUUCGGUGCAUCUGUACUCGAAACUUUUUCUUAAUAUUUUGACACAAUUUUACCCUAAAAUCAUGUACUAUUUUUAGAUGAAAAACUGACUUAAAAUGUAACAGUUUGUAUAAAAGAUUUAAAGGUGUUUACGCGUUGCCAUUUUUAUGUUGUGAUUAUUUUGUACUUCGGUGUUAUCUAAUAUAAAUAUAGAAAAUCUGAUUUUCACAGAUCCUGGUGUUUUUGGGUUCUUUCAACUCAGAAUCACUAAUAUAUCUAAAAAGAAUGUAUUUUUUAUUUAAUCGAGUUAUACUAGCUAUAACUCGAUUAAAUAAAAAGAUACAUUAAAAAAGAAAAAUAAACUAACUUAUUUAUAAAAUAAAACUAAAAACUAUAAAAUUAAAAUACAUCUAAGAAAUUGGGCCCCUUUGCCAUGGUGCCGAGGACGCUGGCAGCAUUUCCCCGCUGUACUGCGAUGCUAAUACGUUGAGCGGAAAAGCUGCCAGCUCUUUGGUCACCAGUGAAGUCCAUUAGCCUUUUUGAUAGCUCUUUAAAAACGUUGUAGAGCGUUAGGACCACGGGCCAAGGGUCAUAUUAAAUCCUGAUGCUGAAAAAUGUAUGAAAAUUGUACUUUCCACUACGUCACGCACAUGUAUGAAAAUUUUUUUCACACUUAAAACGACGUAAUGGAAUGGAAAUUUUGGUACAUCUUUUUUUAAUGUUAGAAAUGAGAAUGCUGUCUGUUCUGAGUUUAAUGGGCUCAAGAAUGUCCAUAUUUGAAAGAAUCAGGUUUUCAAUAUUUUUUUUACGAUACGCCCAUUUUCUAUGAUUAUUCGGAGUUCUGAAAAAUCUUGUUUAUCCCUAUUUUUUAUUAGAUUUUGGAAAUAUUAGACAAUAUUCUUAAAAUUUGUAUAAUAUUAGGGUUGAAAAUGCUUGUGAUUAUGGGUAGAAAUUAAAUAUAACAUGAAAGUUUAAAAAAGAGUGGGAGCCGCUUUGGGGCUAUUCAUAAAUUACGUCAUAUCAUUUUAGGGGGGGGGGGGUCUGGGCAUCGGAUGACGGUAGCAUGAAGUAGGAGGAAAUGCGGUCAUUUGAAGCAUGAUUUUUGGAUGAUUAUAGGGGGGGGGGGGGUCAAAAAUCGUCAAAAAUCGAUGACGUAAUUUAUGGACAGCCCCUUUGCCGUAACAUAAUUUCACUUGGUUUUAGAAAAUAUGUGAUAUAAUAUAUGAAAAUCUUAUAGAUUAAACAUGCAUUGAGCGCCAUCUACAUCACCUGUCAUAUUCGAAUCACUUACAUAAAAUCAAAGAGAAAUAGAGUGUAUUUAGAGACGGAUUGUCAAAGUAAAUUUUGUAGCCACUGUAAAUUUACUGCCAUCUUUUGAUAGAACACAAAACUGUUAGAACGCCAUUUGACUUUGAUCCUUAUUCUUUCACUGAUAUGUGAUAACUUGUUAAAUAUUAAUAUUAACGCCAUCUACUCGACUAUAGGCCAAAGGUAUGGUGCAAUCUUUUCGAGCGAUGGCGCCAUAACCUUCAGCCUACUCUCGAGUAGAUGGCGUCAAUAUUAAUAUUUAACAAGUUAACACAUAUCAGUGAAAGAAUAAGGAUCAAAGUCAAAUGGCGUUCUAACAGUUUUAAUCGUCUGUCGAAAGAUGGCAGUAAAUGUACUGUGGCUACAUAAUUUACCAUGGCAGCAACUCUCUAUUUCAAAUUCUCUUUGAUAAAAUAUCAUUCACACUCGAAGGGUAGGAUGACACCUGUCAUUUACAUAUAAUUUAUAACCUAAAAAACCGGACAAGUGCAAGUCGGACUCGCCCACCGAGGGUUCCGUACUUUAUAGUAUUUGUUGUUAUAGCGGCAACAGAAAUACAUCAUCUGUGAAAAUUUCAACUGCCUAGCUAUCACGGUUCAUGAGAUACAGCCUGGUGACAGACGGACGGACGGACGGACAGCGGACUCUUAGUAAUAGGGUCCCGUUUUUACCCUUUGGGUACGGAACCCUAAAAACACCAAAUCUCUCAAAAUUGUAUUGAAAUGACAGGUGUCAAAGUUCGAGUUUGAAAAAUAUAAUAAUUGAAGGUACUAUUUUAUGCGUCUAAGGCUCACUUGCACCAUCCCACUAACCCAUGAUUAAGCGGUUAAACCGUUAACCUAGUGUCAAAUUAUACUGGUAACCAUGGUAACUCCAGGUUUAACCGGUUAACCCCGGGUUAGAGGAACGGUGCAUGUGGGCCUAAGUGCCACUUUACUAGUACAAUUAGACACUGGGUUAACGGUUUAACUGCUUAACCCCGGGUUAGUGGGAUGGUGCAAGUGGGCCUUAAUAUUCUCUUGCCUAUGGGUGGUAUUCCACCUGUCCAACUUUGUCCAAUGUGUAUUUUGUCUCACAAUUUGUUUAAUGAGAGAGUGAGACGCAAUCAGGAUAUUGGACAGAAGGAAUAUCCCUAUGAAAGACAAAUUGAUUUGACAACUUGUUACCAUUUUGGUAUUAGUUCGAAAUUAGACCUUAUUGUCAUAGUCAUAACGUCUAAUUUGGAAUUAAACUGUUAUACCGUUAUUUCUAAACGCUGUACUGGCCUGAAUUAGCUAUUAAUUGUUUGUCUCUAUCUGUCAUUAUGACUUAAGUAUUUGUAAGAAAGGGAUAAAAUUUAACUAAAUCGGGCCCGUAAAGUUUUAUGAAUAAGGUGGUUAGAGUUAGACCAAGAAAAGUCUGCAGCUUUGAUAGCCCACGCCGUGCAAGUGUUAUUUAUACGUCAUAAUUUCAUAGACGAUGACGUUUGAAAUAACACUUGCACCAGGCAUGGCUCACUCCGCGAUUUCGCCGCUUUGCUACAGGUAGCUAAAAGUACACUCGUUCCACACCAAUUUUGGUGGCUAGCCAUAAGCCGCGCGUGGCGCUGUCGCCACCUAGCGGCCAUAUCUGUCCUGAUCGUAACAGACGCGUUUUGUUGGAGAGUGAGUCUUCUGUACCUAGUACUAUUAUUUAUUCUGUGCUGCUGGGCUAUCAAAAUCGCUGCAGACUUUUCUUGGUCUGACUCUAGAACAUGGCCACUACGCCUCGGCGUACACUUCAGUCAUUUAGAUUGUAUUUAUUUAUUUAUUAUUAGUUUUAAUUGUUCUUAAGCGAUUUUUGAAAUAUUUGUACUGUUUUUUUUAACGUGUAGACAUUUUUGUUAAUAAAGCAUUCCUAUAGAAAUGA
Molecule: messenger RNA, 6525 nt
Organism: Cydia fagiglandana
Lineage: Eukaryota; Metazoa; Arthropoda; Insecta; Lepidoptera; Tortricidae
Gene: Gpat4
Product: glycerol-3-phosphate acyltransferase 4
Exons: 11
Coding region: 55-1503 (482 amino acids)
Biological process (GO): triglyceride biosynthetic process
Cellular component (GO): endoplasmic reticulum
Molecular function (GO): glycerol-3-phosphate O-acyltransferase activity
Source: RefSeq, a predicted model, not a curated record